Salvelinus namaycush (lake trout) is the source of this 6567-nucleotide messenger RNA. RefSeq names its product dedicator of cytokinesis protein 9-like. Gene Ontology annotation, molecular function: guanyl-nucleotide exchange factor activity. Gene Ontology annotation, biological process: positive regulation of GTPase activity; small GTPase-mediated signal transduction. The coding region runs from base 1 to 6216 and encodes 2071 amino acids. Lineage: Eukaryota; Metazoa; Chordata; Actinopteri; Salmoniformes; Salmonidae. The record is from RefSeq and is a predicted model, not a curated record. The transcript is spliced from 55 exons.
AUGCAAGGAAGGGCUAACAAAGCCCCUAAGAAGGAGCUGGUGAUUGACUCUCCCCAGCAGUACAAGAGUUUGGCUGGAGCCGAGGUGGAGGCAGUGCCACAGGUGGUGGUGAAGCCCAAAGUUAUCGAACCGCUGGACUAUGAGACUGUUCUUGUCCAGAGGAAGACCCAGAUUCUCAGUGAUGUCCUCCGGGACAUGCUGCAGUUCCCCCAGGAGGACUUCCAGAUUUCGACUCAGAGACGCCAAGGAAGAACUGUCUACCCCACAGUGCCUGAGAACGCUGAGAAGGAGGCGCAGAGUCUGUUUGUCCAAGAGUGCAUCAAGACCUACAACACUGACUGGCAUGUCGUUAAUUACAAGUAUGAGGACUACUCUGGGGACUUUCGGCAGCUUCCAAACAAAGUGUCCAGACCAGACAAACUGGCUGUCCACGUUUUUGAGGUUGAUGAAGAUGUCGAUAAAGAUGAGGACACAACCUCCCUAGGUUCCCAGAAAGGAGGGAUCACCAAGCAUGGCUGGCUGUACAAAGGCAACAUGAACAGUGCCAUCAGUGUCACCAUGAGGUCUUUCAAGAGGAGGUAUUUCCAUCUAACCCAGCUGGGUGAUGGCUCUUACAACCUGAACUUCUACAAGGAUGAGAAGAUCUCCAAAGAACCCAAAGGAACCAUCUUCCUGGACUCAUGUAUGGGGGUUGUUCAGAAUAACAGGGUGCGGCGCUUUGCCUUUGAGCUGAAGAUGCAGGACAAGAGCACGUACCUGCUGGCUGCCGACAGCGAGGGAGAGAUGGAAGACUGGAUCGGCACUCUCAACAAGAUCCUCCACAGCAGCUUUGAGAUCGCCAUGCAGGAGAAGAGGAACGGGGACAUCCACGAUGAUGACGAGCCGGGAAAGGCGGACAGUUCGUUGGGGAGUAUGGACAGCUUUCAGAGUGCAAGAGAUAUUGAAUCUAAAAUGAGGAACGAGACCAGAUUGAAACUGUUCACCUUGGAUCCGGACACACAGAAACUUGACUUCUCAGGAAUUGAGCCAGAUAUAAAGCAAUAUGAAGAAAAGUUUGGCAAGCGCAUUUUGGUCAAUUGCAAUGACCUGGCCUUCAACCUGCAGAGCUGUGUAGAGGAGAAUGACGAGGGACCAACAACAAACGUGGAGCCGUUCUAUGUGACCCUGUCGCUGUUCGACAUCCAGAAUAGCAGGAAGAUCUCAUCAGACUUCCACGUGGACCUGAACCACCCGUCCGUUAGACAGCUGGUGGCCAACCCCAGCAGCCAGUACAUGAACGGGGGUGGGGACGCCUUGCUGGGGAUGCAGAGGGGGGUCCACGGUCUGCCUGAGGAGGCCAUGCUGUACCCCAGACAGGGAGUGUUCUCUGUAACGUGUCCACACCCAGAUAUCUUCCUGUUAGCUCGCAUUGAGAAGGUCCUCCAGGGAGGAAUCACACACUGUGCUGAGCCCUACAUGAAGAGCUCAGACUCCACCAAGGUUGCACAGAAGGUUCUGAAAAAUGCCAAAUUGUCUUGCAGCCGGUUGGGCCAGUACAGGAUGCCUUUUGGAUGGGCCGCCAGGCCUCUGUUCAAAGAUGCAUCAGGGACGUUGGACAAAAGUGGUCGUUUCUCCGCCAUCUACAGACAGGACAGUAACAAGCUGUCCAACGACGACAUGUUUAAACUGCUGGCUGACUUCAGAAAGCCAGAGAAGAUGGCCAAGCUCCCUGUAAUCUUAGGAAACCUAGACGUUACCAUUGAUGAUGUUGCCCCUGACUUGACAAAUUGUAUUAGCUCAUCCUAUAUUCCUGUGAAGACUUUUGAUAGCAGUGAGAAGACGAACAUCUUCUUUGAAGUGGAGGAGUUUGUUCCCUACAUAGCCAAGUGCUCCCAGCCGUUCACCAUCUACAACAAUCACCUCUAUGUCUACCCCAGGCACCUGAAGUACGACAGCCAAAAAUCUUUCGCAAAGGCUAGAAACAUAGCUGUCUGCAUCGAGUUCAAGGACUCUGACGAAGAGGAGGCUGUUUCGCUCAAGUGCAUCUAUGGUCGACCAGGAGGACCCCUGUUUACAGAGAAUGCCUCUGCUGCAGUAUUACAUCACCAGCACAGCCCAGAGUUUUAUGAUGAGUUUAAGAUUGAGCUUCCCACUCAGCUCAAUGAGAAGCACCAUCUGCUCUUCACCUUCUUCCACGUCAGCUGUGACAGCAACAGCAAGGCCAGCACCAAGAAGAGAGACGUGGUGGAGACACAAGUGGGUUACGCCUGGCUCCCUCUGCUGAAGGAUGGCAGGGUGAUCAUGAAUGAGAGUCACGUCCCGGUGGCUGCCAACCUGCCCACUGGCUACCUCAGCUGUCAAGAGGUUAUCAGCAAGCAGCAUCCUGAAAUCAAAUGGGUGGAUGGAGGCAAGCCUUUGUUCAAGGUGUCCACUCACCUUGUCUCCACUGUGUACACUCAGGAUCAACAUUUGCACCAUUUCUUUGCCCACUGUCAGAGCACAGAGUCUGCAGCCCAGGUGACAGGAGGAGAGCUGGUCAAGUAUCUGAAGAGUCUACACGCUAUGGAGAGUUCUGUGAUGAUACACUUCCUGCCCACCACUCUCAACCAGCUCUUCCGUGUGUUGACCAGUGCCACCCAUGAGGAGGUGGCUGUCAACGUCACCAAAGUCAUGAUUCACAUUGUUUCCCAGUGCCACGAAGAGGGGCUGGAACACUACCUACGAUCAUAUGUCAAGUAUGUGUUUAAGACCGAGCCAUACACAUCCUCUACCACGAGAACAGUUCACGAGGAGCUGGCCAAAGCCAUGACUGCAAUUCUAAAGCCUUCCACAGACUUCCUCACCAGCAACAAAUUGCUCAAGUACUCGUGGUAUUUCUUCGAAGCCUUAGUGAAGUCCAUGGCACAGUACUUGAUUGAGAGCAGUAAAGUGAGGCUGUCCAGGAACCAGCGUUUCUCGGCCGGUUUCCACCACACGGUGGAGACCCUGGUCAACAUGAUGAUGCCCCACAUCACCCAGAAGUACAAGGACAACUUGGACGCAGCCCGCAACGCCAACCACAGCCUGGCUGUCUUCAUCAAGCGCUGUUUGACCCUCAUGGACAGAGGCUUUGUCUUCAAGCAGAUCAACCACUACAUCCACUGCUUUGUGCCAGGAGACCCCAGGACUCUGUUUGAGUUCAAGUUUGAGUUCCUGCGUGUCAUAUGCAAUCACGAGCACUACAUCCCCUUGAAUCUGCCCAUGCCUUUUGGAAAUGGGAGGAUACAGAGAUUUCAAGACCUCCAGUUAGACUACUCGCUGACAGACGACUUCUGUAAGAACCACUUCCUGGUUGGGCUGCUGCUGCGGGAGGUCGGCGGGGCCUUGCAGGAGUUCCGGGAGAUCCGUCAGAUAUCCAUCCACGUGCUCAAGAACCUGAUGGUCAAGCACACCUUUGACGAGCGCUACACCUCCAAGAGUCAGCAGGCUAGGUUGGCCACCCUUUACCUGCCCCUGUUCGGUCUGCUCCAGGAGAACGUCCACAGGCUCAACGUGAAGGAAGUUUCCCCAUUCACCAUCAACUACUCCAACAACGUAAGAGAUGAUCCACUCUUGGGCAACACCGUGAUAAUGACGCCUCCGAGGUCCAGUACUUUUUUCGACAACAGUUUGCACAAGGAUUUGUUUGGAGUCAUCUCUGGCACCGCCUCCCCUCAUGCAUCCUCUACCCCCAACGUUAACUCUGUCCGCCACGCUGACUCCCGGGGCUCCCUAAUCAGCACUGACUCUGGAUACAGCCUUCAUGAGAAGAGCAACGAUAAGAACAACUCUCUGGACAAGAGCCAGCCAGCGUCAGCUCUGAGCGGCAGCCUGCUGCGUUGUGACAAGCUGGACCAGGCUGAGAUCAAGAGCCUGCUCAUGUGCUUCCUCCACGUCCUCAAGAACAUGUCUGAGGAUGCUCUGUUUACCUAUUGGAACAAGGCCUCGUCUACUGAGCUCAUGGACUUCUUCACUCUAGUAGAAGUGUGUCUCCAUCAAUUCAGAUAUAUAGGAAAGAGAUGCAUCGCAAGGGCGGGAAUGAUGCAUGCUCGCUUACAGCAACUCAACAGCCUGGAUAACUCAUACACUUUUAACCACACCUAUAGCCACUCUGAUGCUGACGUGCUGAACCAAUCGGUUCUGGAGGCUAACAUCGCCACGGAGGUCUGCCUCACCGUGCUGGACACGCUCAGCAUCUUCAUCGUGGGAUUCAAGACCCAGCUCUGUUCGGACCAUGGCCACAACCCACUCAUGAAGAAGGUGUUUGAGGUGCACCUCUGCUUCCUACAAAUUAACCAAUCAGAGACGGCCCUCAAGCAGGUCUUCACCUCGCUGCGCACCUUCAUCUACAAGUUCCCCUGCACCUUUUUCGAGGGCCGAGCGGACAUGUGUGCUUCGUUCUGCUACGAGAUCCUGAAGUGCUGCAACUCCAAGCUGAGCUCCAUCCGCAGCGACGCCGCCCACCUCCUCUACUUCCUCAUGAAGAGUAACUUUGACUACACAGGGCGCAAGUCCUUUGUCCGCACUCACCUACAGGUGGUGAUCGCCGUCAGUCAGCUGAUUGCUGACGUCAUCGGUAUCGGAGGAACCCGCUUCCAGCAGUCCCUGUCCAUCAUCAACAACUGUGCCAACAGUGACAAGACAAUCAAGAACACCGCCUUCCCAUCAGAUGUGAAGGACCUGACCAAGCGGAUCAGGACGGUCCUGAUGGCCACGGCUCAGAUGAAGGAGCAUGAGAGGGACCCGGAGAUGCUGGUGGAUUUGCAGUACAGCCUAGCCAAGUCCUACGCCAGCACGCCCGAGCUCCGCAAGACCUGGCUGGACAGCAUGGCCCGCAUCCAUGUGAAGAAUGGAGACCUGUCCGAGGCAGCCAUGUGUUAUGUGCACGUGGCAGCCCUGGUGGCCGAGUAUCUCCGGAGGAAAGGCAUGUUCAAGCAGGGCUGCUUAGCCUUCCGAGUGGUCACCCCCAACAUUGAUGAGGAGGUAUCUAUGAUGGAGGAUGUGGGCAUGCAGGAUGUCCACUUCAACGAGGAUGUCCUGAUGGAGCUGUUGGAAGAGUGUGCUGAUGGCCUGUGGAAGGCUGAGCGCUAUGAGCUCAUCUCAGACGUCUACAAGCUCAUCAUCCCCAUCUAUGAACAGGGGAGGGAUUUUGAGAAACUGUCUCACCUGUAUGACACACUCCAUCGUGCCUACAUCAAAGUGACAGAGGUCAUGCACACGGGCAAGAGGCUGCUGGGAACCUACUUCAGAGUGGCUUUCUUUGGCCAGGCAGCGCAGUACCAGUUUACUGACUCUGAGACUGAGGGAUUCUUUGAGGAUGAAGAUGGUAAGGAGUACAUCUACAAAGAACCCAAAUUCACCCCACUGUCAGAGAUAUCUCAGAGGCUACUCAAGCUCUACUCUGACAAGUUCGGCCCGGAGAAUGUCAAGAUGAUUCAGGACUCUGGGAGGAUCAACCCUAAAGAUCUGGACUGUAAGUACGCCUACAUCCAGGUGACCCACGUUACCCCGUUCCUGGAAGAGAAGGAGCUGAUGGACAGGAAGACAGACUUUGAGAAGAGCCACAACAUCCGGCGCUUUGACUUCGAGAUGCCCUUCACCGUGUCGGGGAAGAAGCAGGGAGGGGUGGAGGAGCAGUACAAACGCAGGACCAUCCUGACCACAACCCACUGUUUCCCCUAUGUGAAGAAGCGUAUUGCGGUGAUGUACCAGCACCACACAGACCUGAACCCCAUAGAGGUGGCUAUAGAUGAGAUGAGCAAGAGGUUGACCGAGCUAAGACAGCUAGUUGCCACCAGCGAGGUGGACAUGAUCCGCCUGCAGCUCAAACUACAAGGCAGCAUUAGUGUCCAGGUAAAUGCUGGUCCCCUCGCAUAUGCCCGAGCUUUCCUGGAUGAUGCCAGCACCAAGAAGUACCCUGACAACAAGGUCAAACAACUUAAAGAGGUCUUCAGGCAGUUUGUGGAGGCGUGUGGCCAUGGCCUGGGCAUCAACGAGCGGCUGAUUAAAGAGGACCAGCAGGAGUACCAUGACGAGAUGAAGGCCAACUACAGAGAUCUGGCCAGAGAGCUGUCUGCCAUCAUGCACGAGCCAAUCAUUCCAGUGGAGGAUGGCAUGAAGAGCGUUCUUCCAGACUCACUGCACAUCUUCAACGUCAUCAGUGGUACCCCCAGCGGUGCCACCAUCGUGGGCAUGCCCAACUCCUCCUCUGUGGUGUGAGACCCACCCGGGAUUGGAUGACUCCUGACCUCAACGCUCUGUGCCAGCACUGCCAUGAGUGGCCAUUCCUGCUUUUCUGUUCUCCUUAUCAUCAAGUUUGCUUCUGGCUAAACUGGGACAAUAUGGAUGUUCUGUUAAUUUUCUCUCACACCUUCUCUGGCUUGUCCAAUGGGCCAGGACAAAGGACUGUGUUACACUGUUGUAUAGAGUACAGUCACUCUGUGGAGGAUGGGACCAGGGACAUUCAUCCAUGAGGAUUGAUUGAAUACAUCAUUUAAACAUUCACAGUGUAGGUUGGAAAAAGUAUGUGAACCCCUAGGCUAAUGACUUCUCCAAAAGCUAAUUGGAGUC